CGAAAACGAAGACAGUGAAGAGAUCGCAUUAAAGUUGUAAAAUAGAACCUCGGUAUGGCGGUCUUAUAUGGUAUCUACACUGGCCUUAACCCUAUAGCGGUGAGGACGGGAAGACGGUGUUUAUCGAGUGACAGUAUCAUUAUUGUCAUACACAUACAUAUUCUGGCAGAUAGCAAGAGGCAGUGGUAGGAGUGCCGGGAUUUGGUGGAGCUUUGAAAUUGCAGAACUUCUACUCUGACAUGUCCUUGGUCAGGGAAUCCAUAUCCACCUUGGUUAAGGGCUUUCUUCUUUGUGCUUUCGCCUGUUGGAUGCGUCACCAACGGGGCAAACCCCUGGCACCCUGGCAGAGCUCAUUUCUGAAUCCAGAGCUUUCCUUCCCCGGACAAUUUCACUAGACUAAUCUUUAACAGCUAUGAUGAAGAGUCCGAAACGUGGUUGACCAGUGGUUAGCCUGUGACAUGAAGUUAAGAGUGCUUGGCAACUGAUGCAAAUUGAUGCUG
Aspergillus novofumigatus IBT 16806 is the source of this 500-nucleotide messenger RNA. RefSeq lists its product as uncharacterized. Bases 240 to 395 code for a protein of 51 amino acids. NCBI's taxonomy places the organism in Eukaryota, Fungi, Ascomycota, Eurotiomycetes, Eurotiales, Aspergillaceae. The record is from RefSeq and is a predicted model, not a curated record. The transcript is spliced from 2 exons.